Punica granatum (pomegranate) is the source of this 1347-nucleotide messenger RNA. Lineage: Eukaryota; Viridiplantae; Streptophyta; Magnoliopsida; Myrtales; Lythraceae. The record is from RefSeq and is a predicted model, not a curated record.
GACAAACACACCCCAUGAAAUCGAACCCAACCCGCCCCACAUGAAUAAAUUGGAGAGAAAUAAUAAAAAAGAAAAAGAAAAGAAAAAGAUAAAACAGAGCAGUUCCUGAACACAAGAACAAUAAUCCGACAAAUCAUUUCAUCCCUUAGCAAAGAUCGAUCGCCAUAACCCAGAUCGAAUUAUCGAUACCCUUUGGUCGGAAAUGGCGGAAACCGUGUUCGGCCGGCUCUCCGACGACGUCGUCCUGAAGAUCUUCUCGAAGCUGGAGGAGGACCCCCGGAACUGGGCCCGCCUCGCCUGCGUCUGCACCAAGUUCUCCUCCCUCAUCCGCACCGUCUGCUGGAAGGCCAAGUGCUCCGCCACCAUCCCCUCCGUCGCCUCCGACCUCCUCGGCUCCUCCUCCCCCCCUUCCGCCUGGUCCUCCCUCUUCAAGCUCGCCGUCUGCUGCCCCGACCUUCUCCACGCCGGCGUCCUCCUCGAGCACUCCGACUUUGGCCUCGAGCGCGAGCUCGGCCCCGACGACGACUUCCCCCGCUCCUCCUCGUCCGCCGCCGGCAACGCUCAGGUUCAUGAGCGGAAUCCCGAGUCCUCGGCCGCCGUUGCUCCUGCCUCUUCUGGGUCCGAUUGCGCCUGGUCCCUCUUCGACGAUCUCUACUUCGACACCGUCUACAACGCUGCGGAGACAUCCCAGGAUGGCCACCAGAUCGAGGAAGCCCCCGACCGCGGGACCGUCCGGGCGGGGAGGGAAUCGUCUUCGUCCCCCUUCAAAAGGCGGAAAAUUUGCCGGUCCAUGAGGGCGCACUUGGCGUCCGGGGUCUGGAACCUCAGCCGCGAGCAGGGGAACAAGCUCCUCGCAAGCAGGUUCCGCGGCGACUGCCUCUACAUCUGCGAUUGGCCCGGGUGCGUCCACAUCGAGGAGAAGAGGAACUACAUGCUCUUUCGGGGAGUCUUCAAGAACUUCAAGCGCUCCCGGGUCUGGAGGACGAUCAACGACGGGAACCGGAACAAGCUUGACCUCAACUGCGCCUUCUGCUCGUGCAAGGAGACGUGGGACCUGCACUCUGCCUUUUGCCUGAGGCGAGGUCUCGGGUACCACGAUGAUGGGGAGCCCGUGGUUCGGGCUUAUGUCUGCGAGAACGGGCACGUCUCCGGGGCUUGGACUGAUUUGCCCCUCUACACUUGAAUGGGUGCCUCGUUGUUCUGGGGUUGGAGGUUGUUUGCUCCGGCAUCACAGGGAUGCAACACUCCGUGAAAUGAUCAUCAUCAUCAUCUUCCCUCAUUUCAACCUGGGAGUCAGAAUGGCCUGUAAAGGAUUCUUCAUAACGAAGGUGUGCUCCUCCUUUUCUG